Messenger RNA from Chlamydomonas reinhardtii, 5492 nucleotides. RefSeq lists its product as uncharacterized. The record is from RefSeq and is a predicted model, not a curated record. Bases 189 to 3806 code for a protein of 1205 amino acids. Gene Ontology annotation, molecular function: ATP hydrolysis activity; P-type sodium:potassium-exchanging transporter activity; ATP binding. NCBI's taxonomy places the organism in Eukaryota, Viridiplantae, Chlorophyta, Chlorophyceae, Chlamydomonadales, Chlamydomonadaceae. Gene Ontology annotation, cellular component: membrane. The transcript has 21 exons. Gene Ontology annotation, biological process: proton transmembrane transport; intracellular potassium ion homeostasis; potassium ion import across plasma membrane.
AUUGACUCAAGCAUUUAGCGACACAUAAACAACAUAUAAAGGUUUGGCCGUUCAACGCUUGCGCGACACGAUUAGCUUAUCAGGGUUUCAGCCAUUAUAAACACAUCAUCUUGUAUAGCAUAAGCACGCCUUAAAGGCGCCACAGCGCCAGCAGCGACUCAACGCGUUCCGCACGCAGAGUCGGUGCAAUGCCAGCUGGAAAUGCCCAGUCCGGAAACGCGGACCAGGACAGCAGACCCGGACCAGGCAAUGUCGGCCGCAAGUCGCUCGGCACGAAGUCAUUAGGCGCCAAGUCGCUCCACAAGACUUCGGUGCUGGAUAAGGCGUCAAUCAUUUCUCUCGCCAAACGGACGCACACGCAGCAGCCGCAGGAGUCCGACGAGCUGCCCUGGCAUGCAAUCCAGACGGGAGAGGAGGUUGCGGCGGAACUGGGAACAUCCGCGGAGAAUGGCCUUUCGACUGCUGAGGCGGAGCGACGGCUCCAGGACUUCGGUCCCAACAAGUUGACAGAAGUUGAGAAGCAGGGCUUUUGGCGGCGGCUGUGGAACCAAGUGAACAACAUGAUCAUUGGCCUGCUGUUCGCGGCGGCAAUUGUGGAGGGAGCGCUGGAGAGCUGGGCCGAGUUUGGCCUCAUUCUGGGAGUCAUCAUCAUCAACACUGCGCUAGGUCUAAUCCAAGAGGGUCGCGCCGAAAAGGCCGCUGACGCCAUCAAGGCCCUGCUGUCCCCCAACGCCACGGUGCUCCGUGACGGUCAGGCGGCGGUGCUGCCCGCUGAGUCGCUGGUGCCGGGCGAUGUGGUGCUGCUCAAGAGCGGAGAUAAGGUGCCUGCGGAUGUACGGCUGCUUACCGCGGUGAACCUGCAGGUCCAGGAGGCCAUGCUCACAGGCGAGUCCGUGCCCGUGUCCAAGGUGCUGCACCCCGCACCGGCGCAAGCAGGACUGGGAGACCGCAAGUGCAUGUGCUUCAGUGCCACCAAUGUGGUGUCGGGCCAGGGCCGGGGCGUGGUGGUGGCCACAGGCGACAGCGCAGAGAUCGGACAAAUCAACAAGAUGGUCGGCACGGUCGAGUCCGCCCGCAACAACCUGGUCCACCAGCUCGAGGUGCUGGGGCGCUGGCUGGUGCUGCUGGUGCUGGCGAUUGGACUGGUGGCGUUCCUGCUGGCGCUGCUGCACGCCGACCAGGGCUUCAAGGAGGCGUUCGAGUCUGCGGUCUCCAUUGCGGUGGCCAUCGUGCCCGAGGGACUGCCAGCCGUGGUCACUAUCGUGCUGGCCAUCGGCACCACAGUCAUGGCUCGCAACAACGCCAUCAUCCGGCAGCUGCCAGCCGUGGAGACGCUGGGUAGCCUGAACGUCAUUUGCUCUGAUAAGACUGGCACGCUGACUAAGAACGAGAUGACGGUGGUGGCGCUGCGCACGGCCGCGACCGAGUACACCGUUAGUGGCGUGGGCUACGAGCCGGUCGGGGAGUUCGCCAUGCUUGUGCCUGACGCUGCUGCCACGGACAAGGGAGCCGCCAUCGCAAACGGCAGCGGCACCCGCAGCCAGCCCCUGGACGGCGCCCAGCGGACCGCCCUGCAGCAGCUGCUUAAGGGCACGGUGCUGUGCAACGACUCAUCCCUGGUCAAGGAGGGCCCGGGGGAGGUGGCCAUUUCCAUCGGCGACGACGGAGCCGCGGCGGACGUGGCGGGUGCAGCAGACAAGGGCGAGAAGGACAAGGGCGGCGGCAAGGGCGUGCGCUACAGCCCCCUGGGAGCGCCCACGGAGGUGGCACUGCUGACGGCGGCUGAGAAGGCCGGCCUGCCGCCCGCGGCGGAGCUGAAGGCGGCCGUGCCGCGUGUGGGCACCGUGCCGUUUGAGAGUGAGCACAAGUUCAUGGCGACGGUGCACCGGGAGCAGGCGGAGGGCGGCGGCAGCGAACUGAUCAUGUAUGUCAAGGGCGCACCGGACCGACUGCUGCCGCUGUGCAACAGCCAGGUUGUUGACAACGACCUGAGCCGCACCGCCGCUCUGGACCCGGGCUUUUGGAAGGCGCAGCAGGCGGCGCUCAGCAGCAGGGGACUGCGAGUGCUGGCGCUGUGCAGGACCGUGCUCCCGGAAGACACCGACCUCUCCGUCCUUUCGCCUGCCUGGCUGCUGUCUGGUGGCGUGAAUCCGGAGGCCGCGGCGGCAGCUGCGGCUGAGGGCAAGCGGCCGCCGGCACCUGCCGCGAAGCUGCAGCUGUCAAUGGUGCUGCUGGUGGCUAUCCUGGACCCGCCGCGCGAGGAGGCAGUGCGGGCGGUGGGUGUGGCGCACAAGGCCGGCAUCACCGUCAAGAUGAUCACAGGCGACCACGCGCUCACGGCGGUCGCCAUCGGUCGAAUGCUGGGAAUCGUGCCGGCAGAUGACGAGGCGCCUGCCCGCACCGCCCUUGCUACAGCCGCCGGGGCGCGCCGGCCCGCUGCUGCCGUGCCUGUGAUCACGGGUCCGCAGGUGGACGCCAUGGACGACGCGGGGUUGCAGGCGGUGGUGAUGGGCUGCAACGUGUUCGCGCGCGCCUCCCCCGAGAACAAGCUGCGUAUCGUCAAGGCGCUGCAGGCUCUGGGCCAGACGGCGGCGAUGACGGGCGAUGGUGUGAACGACGCGCCCGCGCUCAAGGCUGCGGACGUGGGAGUAGCCAUGGGCAUCACCGGCACAGACGUGUCCAAGGAGGCUGCCAAGAUGGUUUUGGCGGAUGACAACUUCGCCACCAUUGUUGCGGCAGUGCGCGAGGGCCGCCGCGUGUGGGACAACAUCCGAAAGAUCCUCGUCUUCAACCUGCCCGUCAACCUGGCGCAGGGUUUCAGUGUGCUGUACUCGUACAUCCUGGGCUUCAAGGACGUGCCGCUCACGGCGCUGCAGGUGCUGCUGGUGAACCUGAUUACGUCGGUGACUCUGGGCCUGGCGCUGGCCGCGGAGCCGCCCGAGCCCGACAUCAUGGAGCGACAGCCGCGCCGCCGCGGCAAGAGGCUGGUGGGCAAGCUGCUCCUUUGGCGCAUGUUCUUCGUGUGUCACGUCGUGGUUGCGCUGGUGCUAGGGCUCUUCUACUGGGCCGGCCGCGGCAGCGACACGCCGGGCGGCGGCUACCCGCUGAAGCAGCAGCGCGCCGAGGCCUUCAACACGCUGGUGGGGGCGCAGGUCGCCUACUUCGUCAGCUGCAGGUUCCUCAAGCUGUCCUCCUUCCACCCGCGUGUGUUCUUCGGCAACCCCAUCGCCUACGUGUCCAUCAGCAUUGUGGCGGCACUCAUGGUGUUUGUGACGUACGUGCCGGGCGUGAACGGCUUUUUCCACAUGAGCGGAAUGGACGGCAUCCAGUGGGCGCGUGUGGUGGUCGCCACCUUUGUCGUGUACGUGAUCGUGGAGGUGGAGAAGGCGCUUGUGGACCCGCUCUUCAUGCCCAUCCUGCGCCCCGUGCUGGCAUGGCUCGAGGACCACACGCCCGACUUCCUGUCCGUGCGCACCAGCCUCCAGGCCGGCAGCAAGAAGCUCAAGUCCGCGUGCUCCGGCUGCGCUGGCGGCGCCAGCGGCGGCGCGGAUGGGGACGCGGCGCCGGCGGCUCGCGCGCUACCGAAACGCGGCAUUCAGCGGCGCGGCAGUGCCAGAGGGAAGCAGCCAGCUGCUGCCGCUACCACUGCGCCGGCGCCGGGUCUGGGGGCGUCGUCGGCUGCGCUUUCCGUCGUGUCGGAAGUGGACGGACACGUGAGGCUGGGGGUGCGCGAGGCGGCGGCGCCUGCGGGUGUCGGUGCGGGCGGCGGCGCUGGAGACGUCGAGAUGGGUCGGCCGCAGCCAUGAACAGACAGCUCAUGUGACGGCGGUGCGGCUGUUGUGGUAGCGGCAGGAGCAGGAGAACAGGCGACACAGGAAGCUGAAGGAGCUGACAGCAAGUCAGGAGGUACAGCGCGUGCCUGGCUGGCUGGCAGCAGGGUGUGUGAGGAAGAAUGAGAGCGAGCGGACGCGCGGAAGGCUUGAGUCUUGAGGCCAGUGCGAUGCAAAGAGUGGCGCCGCACGGCAGCUAUCAGACACACGGAUGCUGGGGCGGGCCUUCAGGCUCCCGGCAGCAGGAUAUUGUUGAAUACUUAUGUAUGAAGCUUUGCUGCCCAUAGAAAGCCCUGGUUGCUUGACGGGACAGUCAUCAAGCAGGUUGCAGCAGACCGCGGCAUUGGGCUUUGGGAGUGGCUGUGAACUCGGCGUUGGUAACGGCCUGGCUCCUGCGGCACAGCAGUCCUGCCCUCACAUGCAUUUAUGAAGCUUACAUGGCUAAUACUUUCAUGGUGGAAUUAUGGCGGUACGCGGCAGAACGGCAUAGAAUGACACUGGCAUGCAUGUGCAGCAGCCGCUGUCCUGUUGUGGCGAUGGACGUUAGUUGUUAUGCCAUGAUGAAUGGAAACCUUCAUAGGCGGUAAUAACUUGUUGAAUAUUUGUUGGCGUUGCAUACGGUAGGCGCGCACAUAGCUUCAAGCGGCGGUUCGAAGGCCGUGCGUGAGGGCACAGUCCUACGGCUACUAGGCGGCGGCGAGAGGGUGCACAGCCGCCCGAAGCAUAUUACGGCACUUCCGUAGUACGGAUUGGCACAUGAUUUGUGUACUGCUAUACGGUAGUGCACUAUGGCGGGGCGAUAACGGCUGCCUAGAUGAACCUAUGAAUCAAUGCGCACAUGGCAGCCUGAGGGCCCACACACUGCGCCACGCCGCGCAUUACGAUCUUGAUGGCUCUCAUGUAUCUCGUGCAUGUGCCUUGCUUGGAUGAGUACGCGGCUGGUUCUCUCGCGCAGUAGGAUUGGUAGUGCGCAUGCCGCUUGAAACCUAUGAACAUUGUGAUGGUGUGUGUGUCGUGUUGAGCAACGCGCAAGAAGUGCUUUUAAUAAGUUGCAUGGAAGGCCCUUUCAAGGAAGGCGUUGUGCCAAAGAGCAGAUCAGCAGAGGCCAGCUGGCCGGCAAGCACGAGCUUGCACGUAGGGCUUGUGCAUUUGUGUGCUGGAGAGGACAAGCAUGUGCGAGGACUGAGGAGUCACGUUGACAUUCGUACAAGGCGGCAAGGCCCCGUCUGCGGCGCAAUAAAGCUUGUAAGACCAACUUCUAACUCGGGAUGCGCGCGCCUGUAUACUUCUUGGCACGCAGAGGGACUCGGUGUGCGGACCUGUGACACAUUUGUGACUUGCUGGUGAGGACUGUGACACGCUUGGAGAAGGAGGGCGCCGGCGUGCGUAAAGAUCCGCAUGGAUGCUGAGUGCAAGGCUGAGAGGGCUGAUGGGGGCGCUGCCAUUGCUCUUUCUGAGUCAUUUCCCAGACGGGUGUGGGGACGGUGGGGCUGGAGCAGUGGAGUAUGGGGAUGGCUGCGAGCGAGGCUGCCGCUCCCUCUUGACAUCCAGUGCACCGCUAACGUCGGUACAGUAUCUCCGGCGUUGAACCAGCUGCGCACUCCUGCCCUGCCGUUGCAGAUUGUUUGCCAUCUUCUGGGGUCUGGGAAUCAAUCCCAUGGG